Colletotrichum acutatum is the source of this 957-nucleotide messenger RNA. RefSeq lists its product as uncharacterized. The record is from RefSeq and is a predicted model, not a curated record. The coding region runs from base 1 to 957 and encodes 318 amino acids. Lineage: Eukaryota; Fungi; Ascomycota; Sordariomycetes; Glomerellales; Glomerellaceae. The transcript is spliced from 4 exons.
AUGUCUCGCUUGCCUCCUGCCGAAAAGCUCCCUCUCGCAUUGCGGAAGAACAUCCGCGAUGAUUGGGAGAACAAGAAAGAAGACCUCCAGAAGCAGCUCUCUGACGUCCUCGGCGCCGAGUGGACGCUCAAGGACAUCAACCCUAACGCGCUUUACCCUUACGCCCAAGACGGUUACGCCAAAGAGUCCUUAGGAAGCUGUAUCGAACAAUACGUAUCUGAGGCAAUCUACAACCUCAAGUCCUUCGCUGAACGAUACGGCGAAGACGGCAAGUCCGAGCUCAACUCAAUCUGCCACGCCCGCUCCCUCGCCAUCGACCUCGACGACCGCCCCAAGGGCGAGCGCGUCUCCUACUGCGGCGUCCUCGUCAAGGAGGGUGGCGUGCUAGCGAUCGUCUUCUCCGAGGGGAAUCUGGGCACCAACAUCAGCUCCGCCGUUGAGACUCAGGGUCUCCUGGCCGCCCUCAACGCUGCGCCGGCGGCCCCGGGGUCCGUUGCGGUGAUGAGUUUCGCCGCGCGCAAUGCCGUGAGGCAGGACUAUGAUCCGCAGAUUGAGGAGACCAGGAUGUCGUUGGCGGAUAUGCUCGAGAGGCCUGAUAUUGCGCUAUGUCCCAACUUUGAGACGAACUUUGAAAAGAUGAAGGCCGCGGCGGCAACGAAGGGGAGCGAGGUGAGGAGUGAUUGGGAGGCGAACUUUGGUCUGUUUACGAGGAUGUACUUUGAGGGGCUUAGGUCUCAGAUGAGGUAUCAAAAGUUUGAUGAUGAUGAUAUGUUGAGGGAGGGGUUUAAUGAGGCUGCUGAGAAGGGGCAGAUUCACUUCCGAAUUGUGGACAAGAUGGCGUAUGCGACAUAUGGGGAGGUUGUGUUGGAGGAUGGGCUUAUUUGUCUUCAGACCCAAGCGCAUAACUUUGGGACGAAUGUCGAUUACGCGGCAGAGAAGCUCUUGGACCAGCUCUAG